AGUUAACAGUAUUUUUUAGCAAGCACAAUACAGUCACACUACACAACCUUGAAGCAAACAAAUUGCGAUUCGAGCAAAAAUAAACAAAUUAAUUGGUAAAUUAACGCGAAAAGAGCACCGAUCACCUGCGCAGUUGCGGCAUUUCAUGAGCGCUAACCUGAAGAACCUAAAGAUGGGCCACUUUGGCGGCGGCGGUGGCGGUGGCGGCGCCACCACUAGUACGGGGGGUACUGCUAACUUUGGUAUUUCGGUUGCGUCGGGAGGAGCUGGAAAACUGCCCACAAACGGAUCGGCCGGCGGGAAAUCGGCACCUGCUAGUGUCGCCACGGAUGUGGAUGUAUUUGCCACGCCAGGCGGUGUCGUUAUACCCAUUAUACGCACCAAAGAUGUGCCCAAAUUGCUGCCCACAAUAUCGUCCGCCUUGCAGCGGCCAGCAGAUGGUCAUUUGGCCGCCGAAGAUCUCGACGCAGUGCAGCUGGAACUAGAGCAGAUGCUCUCCAAUGUGGCACUGCGGGCGAGGGUCCUCAAAGCGGAGUACGAUAGCCUGGACAAGGACGAGAAGCGUCAGGAUCGGAGAAAACUUGACCGAAUACCCGGUUCCCCGCCCUGCAAUAACAAUAUGCUUAAUGGCCUGCUAGGUAUAGGUGGUAAUUCGUCCUCGGGGGUGGGUAGCCCCUCGGGGGCCAACUCGUCGGGCAAUGCGAAGCGAAAAAGGGACGAACCAACAGGUGUAAGGAAAAAGCACUCUUCGAUGACGAUCCUCAAGCAGCAGGGCGGUGUUUCCAGCUCCUCCUCGACCAAACACCAGGCCAAGAACAGUCCCAUUGCCGUGCACACGGACGACAGCAUGGACUACCUCCCGACUAUUGCUGGCGGAGCCGCCGCCGCCUCCAAUUCAUCGGCUCUGCCGCACCACCAGCCGUCCCAACCCCAACUGCCAAAAAUGUCAGUGCCCAAGAACGAUACGCCGAACAAGUUCUGGCUCUCCGUGGAGCCCUACUGUAUGCCACUGACGCACGAGGAUCUGCGCCUAAUCGACGACCUGCUGGAGCAGUACAAGGGCCCACUGGUGCCGCCGGUGCCCACUCUCGGGCCGCACUACUCCACAGUGUGGGCGCUGGAGGACAUAAAGAGCCUGCAGCCGGGCGGUGCUCGCAUCAAGUCGAACAACGUCAGCGGAAUGCUGAAGAAGGCCGAAGGGAUGGCGGAGGAGAGCAUCACGGGGCCGCUGACCCAGAGACUGGUCUCGGCGCUGAUGGAGGAGUCCCUGAUGACGCUGCCCAGCGAGCAGGCGGCCGUGGGCGAGCACAGCAACAGCACCACCAGCAGCAGCAACGAGAACACCCACUCAUCCUCAUCGAACGCCCAAGCUGCAGCCGCAUCCGGCAACUUCCGAUCGCUGGCCAUGCUGAAGCAUGGCGUUGGUAUCGAGCAGCGCCUGAAGAAGGAACUGCUGGAGACUGGACUGAUCGAUCCCAUUGAGUUGGCUGCCCACGACGAUGUGGACGAAGUGCUGUUGGAGAUUAAGCGAGUCACCGCGGAGAUCAGCAGCGUUUCCCAGUUCAAUAGCGAGGAGCUGAAGAGAUUGCGCGCCGCCGCUAGCGAGGAAAUUAAACGAAUCGAAAUCAAACGAAAACUGGACACCGUGGAUCAGGAGAUCCUCGAAUGCUACAAACGAAUGCUGCAAUAUCGGGCCAAGCGCAAGGGUCAUACGAUCGAGGAGAAGCAGGAGAUCCUGCGCCUCACCAACGAACAACGCCUGCUGGCCGAUCAGCUCGAGCGGAUGAACAUGCACCUGUCGACCGCCACCGGUGGUGGUAGCAAUGGCGGCGCCAGCUCCUCCGCAGCCGGCAUUCUUGAGUCAAAAAUGUAGGACAGGAGCCUGGCCUGGGGCUGGUGCCAGCUGUUGGCCAUGCAUCGGGCAAGGAGCCAGGAUCGGGACGGAGCACUGCAUCUGCAGUGUGUCUGAACGAUCCUCGGCGAUCAUCCCACUCCCUUAUCUCCAUUUCUCCUGCAUCCUGUGUAGACAGACUGUACAUUUUUAGGGAAAUUAUUACGGAUUUCCCAAAGAGCGGAAAGUAGUCAUCGGAUAUUUUCGAAAAGCCUAUAGCUGUGUACUUUAUAUAUUUUUUUUUGAAAGAUUUCUUUCACUGUUGUUUGUCUUAACUUUUGUUUUUACAAAAAAGGUUUUUAUUUUCGAGUAAUUUUAAGUGAAAAGUAUAGGGUUUCUCUCCUGAAACCUUAAUUAUUUUAUUAUGAAGUGUAUACUUAAGUUGAAAGUUUAGUUCUCUCAUUUUUUAUCAUGUUUUUAAUUACUUUUACAUAAUUUUUGUAUAAUUUUUCCAUCAUUUCGUAUGUUAAGCUAAACAAAAAUGUAAAUUUCCCAUAAGAGUAGUUAAGCAUAAAGUCGUACUUUGAUUUGUUCCGAUAUCUAAACCGAAAACUGAAUGUAUAUUUAUCACAGAGCGUAAUUAAGAAUGAAACCUUCCUGUAAAAAUUAAACUUAAGCCAAAAACCUAACUGCCUGUAGAUUACUUUCCGCACCCACUACUCUAGUUCAUAUUUUUCCCAAUCACAUUUCUCUUUUUAUUUUUACAAACCAAGCAACUUUAUCCAAUUAAACACACAAAUACCGAGCACUUUGUAUAGCUUAAGUUUAUCGCGCGGUUGUCGCAAUAAAAUAAAAAGUAAUCCGCCGGAUAAGGAGUUGAAUA
This is a messenger RNA of Drosophila ananassae, 2714 nucleotides long. It is a transcript of the gene Ada3, whose product is annotated as transcriptional adapter 3. NCBI's taxonomy places the organism in Eukaryota, Metazoa, Arthropoda, Insecta, Diptera, Drosophilidae. Bases 146 to 1873 code for a protein of 575 amino acids. Gene Ontology annotation, molecular function: transcription coactivator activity. The transcript has a single exon. Gene Ontology annotation, cellular component: SAGA complex. The record is from RefSeq and is a predicted model, not a curated record. Gene Ontology annotation, biological process: regulation of transcription by RNA polymerase II.